AUGGUAGCGCCGACGCUCUGGGCUUCACUCCCCCGAAAGUCCGCUGUUUUGGGAGCAGCAGUCGCAGCCGAGCUUCGCCAGAUAGUGGUCCCAGCGAAGGUAGCGAGCAGCCCGAGGAUGGCUGGUCCCAGGUGGAGACCACCACAUGGGCCUUGGUCUGUGGGGGGCAGCUGCGAAUGA
Molecule: messenger RNA, 180 nt
Organism: Symbiodinium sp. CCMP2592
Lineage: Eukaryota; Dinophyceae; Suessiales; Symbiodiniaceae
Source: the annotation of a GenBank genome assembly